UGAAAAUGUCUUGCUGCACCCACCAACUCACGCGACGAUUGGGCAGCUGAGGACACCACCCAAAGCUGCACCUCAUGCUCAGCCUCAAGGCAAUCCUGGUUCCAAAUACCACCCGCCGCUGUCAGCCCUGAGUGCGGCUAUGUUGCAGGAAGACCGCUGUGCGCAACACCGUCAGCAUCAAUUUUCCAGACGCAUAAGUCUGGACCUGGUUGACCGAGUGUCACCGCCCCCAGCACCUGUCCCGCCGAAUCUGCAUAAUAUUGGGGAAAGCAUGCUGCUGUGGCAGCUGCGCGAGGCCUUCGACCGAAAUCUGAGCGAGUGCGUCCGCGACGCCAACAUGCGCAUUGACGAUGGCAACCAGAAGAUGCAAGCGCUGGCCGACGAGCUAGAGCUUAAGGCUUGCCGUAAUUCAUCUUAAGAGGCAUCUUUGGGCACGAUUUCAAGGGGAAUUCACUUCAAAGAUGCACUUUAAGAUGAAUAUGGAUAAGGUCUAAAGAGCGCAUGGCCGCUGCGCACGACAAAGAACGCG
Amoebophrya sp. A25 is the source of this 529-nucleotide messenger RNA. The record is from the annotation of a GenBank genome assembly. NCBI's taxonomy places the organism in Eukaryota, Dinophyceae, Syndiniales, Amoebophryaceae.